UAAUCAGGUACAACCAGAAAAAAGAAAAAAAAGGACGAGAGUGCCACCGUUCUAACCGCCGGAAAGUGGUGAUACUGUUACCAUGAACACCGUCCGCCGUCUCCUCCUCCGCCGUGGCUACGCCACCAAGUACAGCGGCAGAGUCAUCACCGAAACGGAUAACGGCCGUUCACUCGCCGUCAAAAUCCACCUCCCAACCACUCAAACCCUCGAUCCUAAAGGCUACCCGUUACCUCGCCGUGAACUCAUCUGCAAAACAGUCAACAUAUUAUCCACGUCAGCCGACCCGUUCACCGACCUAUCUUCUUACCUCCAAACCCUAACCCUAACCCUAACCGUCUCCGAAGCCUCCGAAAUCCUCAAAUCGUUACACUCCACAUCAAUCGCACUUCAAUUCUUCCGAUUUUGCUCUAAUUCAAUCCGUAACUUCCGUCACGAUUGCUUCACGUACAAUCGGAUUCUUCUGAUUCUAUCAAAAUCGUCAUCGGUUGACCGGAUUGACUCUGUUCGUCGGAUUGUUGACGAGAUGGAGCGGCUGCGGGUGCGUGGCAACAUCUCCACCGUUAAUAUUCUGAUUGGAGUGUUUAACGGUGAGGAUUUGGAGAGGUGUUUACGGUUGGUUGAACAGUGGGAGCUUAGGAUGAAUAGGUAUAGUUAUAAGUGUCUUCUGCAAGCGCGGUUACGGUCGCGCGAAUCGAGUAAGGCGUUGCAGGUUUAUUAUGAGAUGAAGAGGAAAGGAUAUCAACCGGAUGUUUUCGCGUAUAAUAUGUUGCUUGAUGCGCUUGCGAAAGACGAUAAGGUGGAUCAGGCAAACAAGGUAUUCGAAGACAUGAAGAGGAAGCACUGUGAACCCGACGAAUAUACAUACACAAUUAUGAUCAGAAUGACUGGAAAACAUAAGAAGUCUGAUGAUUCAAUAGCAUUCUUUCAAGAAAUGGUAUCAAAGGGCAUAACUCCGAAUUUAAUUGCUUAUAACACAAUCAUCCAGGUGCUUGCUAUGAGCAGGAUGGUUGACAAAACUAUAUAUCUUUUCUCAAAAAUGAUCGAAAACGAUUGUAGACCGAAUGAAUUUACUUACAGUGUCAUUCUAAAUCUUCUGGUUUCGGAAGGGCAGCUUGGUAGACUCGAUGAAGUUAUCGAAAUGUCGAAAACGUACAUGAACAAGGGCAUAUACGCGUAUCUUGUUCGGACACUUAGUAAAUUAGGGCAUGCGAGUGAAGCUCACCGGUUAUUUUGCUACAUGUGGAGUUUCCACGAUAAGGGAGAUCGGGAUGCGUACUUAUCGAUGCUCGAAAGCUUAUGCAAUGAGGGUAAAAUGGUCGAAGCUAUCGAUCUGUUAAGUAAGAUUCACGAAAAGGGGAUAAGUUCUGAUACGAUUAUGUACAACACCGUGUUCACUGCUCUUGGGAAAGCGAAACAGAUAUCACAUCUUGUAGAUUUGUACGAUAAGAUGAAAAAAGAGGGCCCGUUACCGGAUAUCUUCACGUACAAUAUCUUGAUCUCGAGUUUCGGCAGAGCGGGACAAGUCGACGAGGCGGUUAAUAUAUUCGACGAGCUCGAGAACAGUGAUUGUAAGCCGGAUAUCGUAUCGUAUAACUCUUUGAUAAACUGUUUAGGGAAAAACGGCGAUGUUGACGAAGCCCACAUGAGGUUUAGAGAGAUGGAAGAAAAGGGGUUGAAUCCCGAUGUUGUAACGUAUAGUACGCUUAUCGAGUGUUUUGGGAAGUCGGAUAAAGUCGAAAUGGCUUGUAGUUUGUUUGAUCAGAUGUUUUCUGAAGGGUGUUAUCCGAAUAUUGUUACGUAUAAUAUAUUGUUAGAUUGUUUAGAGAGAUGUGGGAGAACGGCUGAAGCGGUUGAUUUGUAUGCGAAGCUUAAAGAACAAGGUCUGACGCCGGAUUCGAUAACGUAUUCGAUUCUUGAACGGUUGCAAAGCGGUUCUCAUAGGAAGUUUAGAAGUCGGAGGCAACAUCCGAUUACUGGAUGGGUUGUUAGUCCGUUAAGAUGAUAGUUAGAUUACAACCAAUUUUGAGUGUUGUUUGUUUAGAUGUGGACCUGUUUGUUGAUGACGUUUUGAUGCGGAAUUUUUGAAUCCGACGAAGGGGGUCUGCUUCUCCCUAAUGUACUCUAUUCGUGGAAUGGUUUAUAGAGUCAAGAACGCCUCAAGUAUGCUAAGAGAUUCUGCAAUAUGAUGAUUAGCCCAAAUAUUCCUUCAUCGAAACUCCACCAAAAAGGCACUCACCAGAUGUAAGCUCUUCUUUGAUCAAACCAAUGAUGCUAGUGGUUCAAACGCAGCCGAGAGGACAGCCAAAUAGGUGGCAAUUAGACCGAGUGUAAGCCUUGGUGAAAGCUUCUGAUUUGCGAGAUUUAAGAUUUUUAACGACGGUGGCCUUGGUGAAAUCUUCAAUGCUAGUUGAUAUUGUAUUAUUGUUAUGUAUUACCUGUGAUCACAAUUUGAUGAUUAUUGACAUUAUCAGCAUCAAGAUAGCUGACUUUUACAAUUAGAGAAGAUAAACUAACCAUGUCAUAUUUGUUUAAUUAGUUAAAGUAUUAGUGCAUUUGUUUUUCAA
Messenger RNA from Helianthus annuus (common sunflower), 2567 nucleotides. RefSeq names its product pentatricopeptide repeat-containing protein At1g51965, mitochondrial. The record is from RefSeq and is a predicted model, not a curated record. Bases 83 to 2005 code for a protein of 640 amino acids. Gene Ontology annotation, molecular function: protein binding. The transcript has 3 exons. NCBI's taxonomy places the organism in Eukaryota, Viridiplantae, Streptophyta, Magnoliopsida, Asterales, Asteraceae.